UUAGUUUUUCUUACUUUCACUGCAUUUAGGUAUUUGCCAAAAAUGAUAUUUUGUUUAUUAACAAAACUGAAAAUUAAAAGCGUUCGCGCGGGUCGCUGUUAGAAUGCGUGUGCGUCCAUCAGCCCUUGAAAGUCUAUGGUCCAAUAAAAGUCGCAAUUUGGGAAGUCAGCUCUGCUCUUAUUAGGUCGAAGCUCGUUGCCAUGGCAACUGAUGUGAGGAGAAUUCAAGAUUCCCAGCUAUCGAUGUAAAUACUUUUGUUAAGAACAGUUUUGUGAUUCUCUUUUAAACAUUUUCCUCAAAUGGAUAUUUUCAAACAGUUGAUGACAGAAUGCCAACAAGAUGAUCAGUGUGUGGAUUUGCGGAGAAGUAUGUUAAAGGAAAUACCUACUGAAAUCUACUCAAAAAACAGCGAAAACAUACAGUUUUUGUAUUUGGAAGAGAACGAAAUUGCUGUUUUACCUGAUGAUUUCUUCCCUACUCUCAGACAUCUAAAAUGGCUAGAUAUGAGGAAUAACUUCCUGCAAUGUAUUCCUUCAACAAUAGCCAAUCAUGAAAAUCUGGAAACCUUGCUUCUGAAAAACAACAAAAUUGAAACUCUUCCUUUGGAGUUGGGGACGCUGGCGCGGCUGCGCGGGUUGCAGCUCCAGGGCAACCCGCUGCGCUUCCCGGCCGAGGCCGUGGUGCGCGCGGGCGCCGAGGCGGUGCUGCGCUGCCUGCGCGAGGAGGCUGCUGCGCGCGCCGCCCGCGGGCCCGUGCUCGCGCUGCCGCCGCCGCCCGUGCCAUCACCUCCCCCGCCACAGUCACCGCCGCCGCCGUCGCCACCGCGCCGCGCGCGCACA
Molecule: messenger RNA, 839 nt
Organism: Gryllus bimaculatus (two-spotted cricket)
Lineage: Eukaryota; Metazoa; Arthropoda; Insecta; Orthoptera; Gryllidae
Source: the annotation of a GenBank genome assembly